Messenger RNA from Drosophila gunungcola (fruit fly), 2517 nucleotides. RefSeq lists its product as uncharacterized. The transcript has 5 exons. The coding region runs from base 365 to 2101 and encodes 578 amino acids. The record is from RefSeq and is a predicted model, not a curated record. Lineage: Eukaryota; Metazoa; Arthropoda; Insecta; Diptera; Drosophilidae.
UGUGCUCACAGUCAAAUUCGAUCGGCCGUCGCAGCAAGUUCGCGAGUUCGAGCAGCGGCGCACAGCGAGAAAAAAUAGCAGCGAGAAAAGUCGCUGACGCCGAGGGCGGCUCCUUUUUUGGCUUCGAGUAAAAAAAAAAGGGCGCGCGAGUGGAGUUUCGCGAUUAACGGAUCUUGAUCCUAGACGAACUAGUUUUGAGAUUGCGCAAUUCAAACCGCGUAAAUCGCGAAAAAGCAACUGUUUUAGUGCGCGUCGUCGAGUGAAAUUCGAUAGCAAAAGGCAAAACGACAAUCGGCGGCUCUGAAAAGCCGUUUUAAAAUACAAAAGCAACAAAAAUAUAUAAGAAAACUGAAAAGCAACUAACAUGGCGACCGUCGCCUGCGUUCGCUGCGCCCAACAAAAACAACAGCAACAACAACAGCAAAAUGGGGCGCAGGCGCAGCAGCAGCGACGCAACAGCCCGCGGAUUCUGCACAUUUACUGCGCGUGGGCGUUGAUCACUCUUUUGGCCGCCAGUUCCGCCGCCAUGGUCCAAAGUGCAGCGGUCUUUGGUGAUCUGCUGUCCCAUCCCACUUUCAAGCCACUUUGCAGUGCCCAGCACGAGCACUUCAUCGAGAGCGAAGGCAAAGAAUCUAGUCUCAUCAUCGAACUGAAGCCGGGCUCGUAUGGAGCGGAGAAUCCCUCCUGUUCCCGCAUCCUCAGUGCCCCGCCCAACUAUGGCUUCAUAGUGCGCCUUAUCCUGCCCAAAUUGCGGCACAGCCCGCCUCUGGAUGCGGCCACCACCAGGAGUCCGCCCACGAACAUCAUGGCCGCAGUGGCAGGGAGCAGCAACUCAUCCAAACUCCGGCGCACUGCCAAAUCCGGCGGAGUGAUGGAGUCCUCCGUCCCGCUAAACUCAACGAAGGGCAUCGUCUCAUCCACAAAUUCCCGGGUUGUGGGACGCACCUGCCCCCUGAACAUUUUCAGCUCGCUGGACCCGCACACGCCCCAGUGGCGAGUGGAUCCCUGCCAGCUGGAGGACACCGCCUCGGAGAUGGAGGACCCGGUGAGGCUCUUCCACGGUCGCGUCAAGAUCGUCUGGGAGCACGGCAAGCACUCGCUGCGCUCCAAGCUGAUGGUCACGGUUCUGGGCAAGGGCGAGCAGUGCAAGGAUGGCAGCAAGCAUCAGUGCUUGAAGAUCGGCGAUGAGCCCAUUCUGUGCAUCUCCAAGGAGCUGGCCUGCGACGGGAUCCGGCAUUGUCCUUAUAGCAACGAGUACGACAGCGAUGAGGACUACGAGCUGUGCUCGAAGCAGCAUCGCCCGGGAGCUGGCCACCUGCCCGCAGGCCUGGAGUCGGAUCUCUUCGAGCAGUUCGCCCUGGAAGUGUUCCGUAAUCUGUUUGCCAACGAUGCGCCCACGGCACCGGAGGAUUUGCCGCGCAACGGCAGCGAUGGAGGAGCCGGCGGCUCGGAUAACUCGACGGCCACGUCGACGACCACGUUGCGCAAAGUGCACACCAAAGACAUGAAGAAGCCGGGCGGCGAUGGUUCGCCCAACUCCAUUGGGCCCAGUUUGUCGACGGAGGGAGAGCUGCAGCGGCCGGAGAACGAUACGGCUGAGAUGGGAGCGGGCACGGGAGCGGGAAGUGGCUUCACCCGCCGCAACUCGACGCGAUCCGGCCUGCACUCGGACCUCUCGAAGUACGGGCCGUGGGGCUACCUGAUGCUCGGCAUGCUCCUGUGCGGCGGAGCCCUGCUCAUCUGCGGCCUCUGGGCCUCCGCAUCGCAGCAUGCGGUCAACAAUGAGCGGGAGGCGGCGCUGGCCGCUGCCAAUGGAGGAGCAGGUGGUGGCCAGGACCACCUGGGCGCCACCUCGCCGCCGAAUUACGAGGAGCUGGACCCACCGCCGGCCUAUUCGGUGCUCUUUCCCAACCAAAAGGCGGCCAGCAGCACCACCCUGAAUCUGGAUGCAGCGGCAGCAAGUACAACAACUGCAGCAGCAGCAGCGGCAGCGGCAGCAGCAGCAGCAGCAGCAACAGCUCUGUCAGGAGCAACACCCCGCGAUACCCCGCAGCAACAACAGCAGCAACAGCAACAGCAACAGGAACAGCCAACGAACUAGCUCGUAAGCCUGACAAGCAGGUGCAGCACCUGAUUAAAACUUAGUUCAUAAGAUACGCAACAUCACUCUGACUGACUCUGAUGCAAUUAGCUUAUAAAACCAAUUUAGUGAUAGCUUUAAGUGUGACUCUAUGUUAAAUGUUUGACUAUAUUAUGCUAACGAUUUACGAUUUACGAUUUAUGAUUUACCAAUCCAGCCGUCCUGUCAACGCCGCUGUCGCCUUCGGCAGAUGGCAGACCCAAUAAGUAGCUUCCGAUAAUUGAAAAUGUAAUAAUAAUGAUGAUUGUAAAAAAAAAAACAAACACUGCAGCUGCAGCAGCAUUAACUGACGAAUCGACUAACUUUUGUAAUUCUGUUAAUUUAAAAUUUAAUGUGAUAUAAAUUUAAAACUGAAUAAAAAGCAAAGUGUUUAAGUA